AUGUCGGACACCAAGCACCGGCCAGCCGUUCAAACAACAGCUGCAGAACACUAUGGCGAAGUUCCGUCCCCAGUGGUGUCUGCCCAUCCGACGAGGGAAAGUUCCGCACCGGAAAUCGCUGCGGACCUAGUCGAUGAACAAAAGAAAGGGUUUUUUGCCUACUUCCGGACCAAGGAGUUUUACGUAACUUUGCUACUUGGACAGUUUUUGGCGAUCGCGAACACUGGCACCAACACGUUCAACACGCUUCUUGCGAACAAGAACACCAAUAUCCCGGCUUUCCAAACAUUCUUCAAUUAUUCCCUGCUGAACAUCAUCUUCACCUCGUACACCAUAUACAAGUAUGGUAUCAAAGGCUGGUUUGAGAUGCUAUGGAAGCGCGGGUGGAAAUAUAUCAUUCUUUCAUUCUGCGAUGUCGAGGGCAACUACUUCAUGGUCUUGGCCUACGAGUACACCACUAUGAUGAGCGCGCAGUUGAUCAAUUUCUGGGCCAUUGUCGUCGUAGUCGUUGUAUCUUUCCUGUUCCUUCGCGUUCGUUACCACAUUUCUCAGGUGCUCGGCAUAUUGAUUUGCAUCGGUGGUAUGGGUAUCUUGAUUGCGUCUGAUCAUAUCCAAGGCACGAACGGGGGCGAUAUUUCGCGCGGCAAUCAGAUCAAAGGUGACCUUUUUGCCCUCCUGGGAGCGUCCUUUUACGGUCUCGCAAACACGGGUGAGGAGUUUUUCGUCAGCACAGCACCGGUAUACGAGGUCAUUGGUCAGAUGGGAUUUUUCGGCAUGAUAAUCAACGGUGUCCAGGCGGCAAUCUUUGAUCGCAAAUCCAUUCAGCACGCGCACUGGGACGGACAGGUGGGCGGAUACCUGACAGGUUACACCUUGUGUUUAUCAAUCUUUUAUUCAACGGCACCACUAUUAUUCCGUCUUGCGUCUGCAGCCUUCUUCAACAUCUCCCUCUUGACCAUGAACUUCUGGGGUGUCAUCAUUGGCAUUCGGGUCUUCCACUACAGCGUUCACUGGAUGUAUCCGAUUGCGUUUGUUCUUAUUAUCGUCGGCCAGCUUGUCUACUAUCUCGGGCGAAAGGUCUUGGGAGAAGCCCGCAAGCCUUGGCUUGGUCGAAACCAGGAACGUGGAGUUGCCGGCAUUUUCACCGCGAAACGAAGAAUUGAAUCGAGUGCAGCGGCUUUCCGCACGGCACCAGCAUGAUAAUGGAUCAAAGGAUACAAACAUGAGUUGAAGCUGGUCUAGCAUGUUUUCGAUAAGAGCGAUCGUGUUUUGAGCAGAUUUACUGCAAUCAAGGAGUCAUA
Messenger RNA from Aspergillus nidulans FGSC A4, 1301 nucleotides. Its product is annotated as DUF914 domain membrane protein. Gene Ontology annotation, molecular function: queuosine transmembrane transporter activity; transmembrane transporter activity; queuine transmembrane transporter activity. NCBI's taxonomy places the organism in Eukaryota, Fungi, Ascomycota, Eurotiomycetes, Eurotiales, Aspergillaceae. Gene Ontology annotation, biological process: queuosine import across plasma membrane; transmembrane transport; queuine import across plasma membrane. The record is from RefSeq and is a predicted model, not a curated record. The transcript is spliced from 3 exons. Gene Ontology annotation, cellular component: membrane; endoplasmic reticulum membrane. The coding region runs from base 1 to 1200 and encodes 399 amino acids.